CGCCAUGUUUUACCGCCUUUUAGUGCUCUCCGCUGACCUGGAAUUAAAAUCAAGUUAGUUGUUAAGUUUGUAUUUUAAAGUUGUUUGUUGUCUGUGGUUUAAGGAUGUUUUAGCGUGGUUUUAUACGAUGUGGUUGGCAAAUUCAAGGGAUGGAAGAAAAACUUCACAACAUGGACAAAGGAGAAAGGAAAAAUGAAGUGAAAGCAAAGAACUGUACCUAUUUUUUUAUUAAUCAAGUAUUUUUUUCCUUCAAUGACAUAAAACAUGAAGCCACGGGAACUCUUUGCCACCUUUUACCCAAAACAGCGUACUCUACUUGAUUAUUUAUCUGCCGUCAAAGACAGACUUCAUUGUCCCAAUGACCCAAAAGCCUAUAACGACAUGCUGAAACAGACUAUUGUAUGUUACCAUGACAUUGAAGUAGACUUGCGUUGUUUUACUCCAAGUGUCAGAGAGGGUUGUCACAUGAGGGACGUGCUGCAGAGAGUAAUAGAAAUUUCAUGUCAUUCGUUAAUUGGAAGUGCAGGAAAUAUUGUUUCGAUUGGAUACCAGUUAGUGAGGGAUAGGAACAAUAGUACAGGGUGUGCAUCAUCUACGGCGACUGUCGUCAACAAAUAUCCUAAUUCUGCUGUUGAUUUUCUUUCGUCAAAGUGUUGGCAGGCACUUCACAAGCGCAUAGGGGAUGAUCUUAUGAUUCAUUUGUUGAAGGACGUGAGCUUGUUUGUGAUGGUCAAGAAUCAAUGUUACAUGCAGGUAGCCGGGUACCCUAUGUACAACCUAGAAUGCAUACGGCAUGGGGAACAAGAAGAUGAGUUAUCCUCAACCACGCAAGAAAUGCCAGAUGAUGCGAACAUGCCCAAGGAAACUAUACAAGAUAGGAUGUUGCAAGAAGCUGUCUUUCCAUCACUACCAGUAAGACAGGAUAAACCCUUGGAACAAGAUUUUAGACAAAAUAUGGUACUUGCUGAACAAAUGGAUUCACAGGAACCAGUGGCACACCAAACCAUACCUGGUGAAGAAGAACCUGAACUAGAAAAAAUGGAUUGUGAAACUGAAAUAUCUGAGUUAUUAAUGGUAGAACAACAUAGUUUUGUGCAAGAAGACAAUAGACAAGGGCAGGAACCCCAAGAAACAGCAUUUUCAAGACAAAGAACGCAAGAGACACCUUUGCAGGUGGAAUUUUCUGGCACUGCUGAAGAAAUUCCUCAAAAUAUUGUCGUACAAGGGACGAAUUCCAUUGCUGGGCAUCUUUUAAUGCAACAGCAAAAAACAUUGGAGUUUUGUGGAGUGAACGACCAGUUAAAGGAACCAAGGUGCAACAAGAAGGUGAAAAAGAUGAAGAGAAAGAAGCCAAGCUGCUUUGAAGAACCCUUCGCAAAGAAACCAAGAUAUUUAAAUUCUGAAAAACCCAAAAAUGGUAAACGUAAGGACACUUCUUCAAAUUUGUGUUCAAAGAUUUUCACACUUUACUUUCCUCAACCCGCUUUGAUGUAUUCUACAAAUCUCGGAAACAGAUUUCCAAAAUGUCACAUUCUGUCUUCCACUACAGCAAGCAAACGAGGAGCAACCAAGUUGAUUGAGGAUAUCUUCAUCGAAAGGGAAUUCGUUUUGCACAACAAAACAAAACAAGUCAAAGUUGUUGCCAAGAAAAAUGGGGUCAGAAGGGAAGGCGAAAAGAAGAAGAAAAACCUGCGUUUACCGAAACGAUUUGUGAAAAUAAAAGGAUUGUUUGACAGAAUGCUAAAACGACACAAAAAAUGCCGCUUCAAUGCGCUUUUGAAACAUCAUUGCAAAGGUAUGGUUGACCUAUCCGAGGAAAAGGAAAAACAGGCUGAAAAGCCGAUUGGAAUUCAGGAAAAACUGGUUCAAGUUGAGAAAAAACAAGCUGGAUUUCAGGAAAAACGAGUAACGAUCCAGGAAAAAGUUGUGGGAAUUUUGCAAAUUCGACCAAGUCAGGAUGAAAGGAAAGGAAGAGAGGAGGAUAAAAACCAGAGUAAAGAUGGAAAAAUUCAGGAGAAUCACGAGAAGAAAUCUAAUUUAGAAAAUAAAAGUGUUCCAGGAAGAAAMGUGUCGGAAUCAAAGCAGGAAAAGUACGAUCGAGCUGUACAGAACUUUAUUCCACGUUUUCAGGUUGUUCGUUUUGUGGUUGCAGUUUGUAACCGUGUCAUUCCCAAGGAGCUCUGGGGUUCGCCUCAAAACAAGAAAGCCUUUUACAACAAUCUAAAAAGCUUGAUCAAUCUAAACAAGGGAGAAAAGUACUCAUUAGGUCAGAUGGUCAAUGGAAUCAAGAUAAGAGAAUGCAAGUGGUUAAGAUGCGAUGCAGGUAGAGACAAAGGCAUCCCGUUGAGUGAGUCCGAGAAGCAACGAGAAGUGCUGUACAAGUGGGUUUGGUGGUUGGUCAGACGCUACAUCAUGGUAAUCCUCAAGAGCUUUUUCUACAUAACCGAAAAUGCUGGCCAAACUAGAGAAAUUUAUUUCUAUCGUAAACCAGUGUGGAAGAUCAUCAACGAUUUUGGAGUGGCUUCCAUGAAGAGUGAACUAUUGAAACCACUUUCCAAAGAUGAGGCAACAGAAAUCUUAAGUUCAAAUUCGUCACUUGGAUAUUCUUAUAUGCGAUUUCUACCCAAAGCGCAGAAUGUUCGACCUAUUAUCAAUAUGAAGCACCAACAUUCUAGCAACGCUAAUAAUAAAAUCCAGGCGUCGAUCAACUCCAGAUUAAGGAACCUGUUCGAAAUCAUCAAAUUUGAGAAAAGUAGGGAGCCACCUCGCUCAGAGUCGACGGUGUUUGGAAACGAUGGUGUGUAUCAAGCUCUGAGAGCGUUUCAUUUGAAGAGGAAAGGACGCCACGACGAGAGGAGCUUGUACAUGGUACAUGUGGACAUCAAUAAGUGUUUUGAUAGCAUUCCAUUGCAUAAGUUGUAUGGUAUCAUGGAAGGAGUGUUUGAAGAGGAAGAGUACAUCGUGCGUAGAUUUGUGGCGAUUAAAAGUGUGAACAACAUGGCGAGGAAGGUGUUUAGCAAGAAAGUUGAUGGUGGAGAAGAUUGCAGAUCUUUUAAGCAGUUUCUUGAAGAUAUGAUUCAGGAAAAUAAUCUCAACAACGUGAUCUUUGUCGAUCAAGUUUAUUACAACUGUGAAGAUAGAGAGAACAUCCUUGCUCUGCUGAGAAGACAUCUCUUCGAUAACAUCGUCAAGAUUGGCAGUAAAUUCUACAAGCAAGUUCAAGGAAUUGCGCAAGGCUCCAUUCUUUCAACAUACCUCUGCAGCUAUUUCUACUCCCACAUGGAAAAGCGCUACCUGCAACAAGUUAUACAAGACGAAUUGUCCCUCUUGAUGCGUUGGGUGGAUGACUUUUUAUUCCUAUCGCCCAACCGAGCCCUCGCGGACACAUUUCUGCGCACCAUGCAUGCUGGGAUACCUGACUAUGGCUGCCAAAUCACCUCCAGGAAGACACUGGCUAACUAUGAGACGACAGAUAGUGAUGGGAUCCCAGUGCGUUGCGUCGGUCGAGACGAGCCUUUCCCUUGGUGUGGCUUUCUCAUUCACCCGGAUUCUUUGGAAACCAAACUGGACUUCUCAAGAUACGAAGACAAACACAGGAAUACCGUGUUGAGAAAUCUCCAUUAUCAUCCUGGUCGCAGUCUCCUUGAAAAGCUAWGGUAUAGUCUUUUAAACAAGAGCCAUCCUCUUCUCCUGGACACUGAAAUUAACAGCCGCUCCACCGUCUGGUCCAACAUUUUCGAGGCAUUCUUUUGGUCUGCAUGCAAGUUUUACAACUAUUGUCGUGGCUUCCCUAAGGGUCGAAAAAUUGAAGAGAACCCUUCGCUUUGCAUGCGAGUGAUCCUCGCRUUACCUCUGUUCUUUUGUGCUCAAGCCGAGCUGAAGUUUAAAAAGCUGUCGCUGAAAGAACUAAAGAAACCAUCGAGACGACACGUCUUUGGAGUCAGUAAAAACGAGGUAGAGUGGCUUUGCUUACAGGCAUAUAUUAAGUACCUAAAGAAGAAACCAUCUUUUAAGAUUGUGGUCAAGGCUCUCAGAAAACGCAUUCCAAAAGUCCUAGUGAAAAAUCCUGUCAUGGCACCAAAUUUCUUCAGCUGUCAUCUUCCCAUGCCUAGAGGGCACGUCUCAAGCUGAUUUCCUCCGAGUAUCAGUUCAGUGCUUUGAACAAUUUAGUCACGUUUAGUUUUCAAAAAUUCAUUCCGUUAGUCGUAGUUUAGCUUCAUUCCAUUUUUAGAAGUAAAAAUGGCAGCCAUGUUGGACGAUGUUCAAUAUUUAAGUGGGUCAUAAUCACUACUAAGGGAAUAAAAGUGGCAGCCAUGUUGGAUAUUGUUCACUAUAGGUGGUUUGUAAUCAUUCCUAAGAGAAUAAAUGUGGCAGCCAUGUUGGAUGAUGUUCAC
This is a messenger RNA of Actinia tenebrosa (Australian red waratah sea anemone), 4394 nucleotides long. RefSeq names its product telomerase reverse transcriptase. The record is from RefSeq and is a predicted model, not a curated record. Gene Ontology annotation, molecular function: telomeric repeat DNA binding; telomerase RNA binding; telomerase activity. Gene Ontology annotation, cellular component: telomerase catalytic core complex. NCBI's taxonomy places the organism in Eukaryota, Metazoa, Cnidaria, Anthozoa, Actiniaria, Actiniidae. Gene Ontology annotation, biological process: telomere maintenance via telomerase.